Messenger RNA from Rhizopus microsporus ATCC 52813, 2490 nucleotides. Its product is annotated as glycoside hydrolase family 3 protein. Lineage: Eukaryota; Fungi; Mucoromycota; Mucoromycetes; Mucorales; Rhizopodaceae. The transcript has 5 exons. Gene Ontology annotation, molecular function: beta-glucosidase activity. The coding region runs from base 150 to 2288 and encodes 712 amino acids. The record is from RefSeq and is a predicted model, not a curated record. Gene Ontology annotation, biological process: glucan catabolic process.
UUUUUUCAAAACCUGUUACAAAUUAAAAGUUCCACAUGCGUUUUCCUUUCCUUUCUAGUAUUAUUAUCACAGUGCUACUGAUUAUAUAUGCCUGGAUAAAGCCAGCUGAACACAAGGUCAACAUUCGUUCUUGGGAUGAAGCCUAUACAAUGGCAAGGGCUUUGGUUGAUAAAAUGUCCCUCGAACAAAAGGUCAACAUUACUACUGGUAUCGGUUGGGAAAAAGGUCCUUGUCUCGGUAAUACUUAUGCUAUCAGUAACCCUGAUUUCCCUUCUCUUUGCUUACAAGAUGCUCCACUCGGUGUUCGAUUUGCCUAUAAUGUAACUUCUGGCGUUGCUGGCAUCAAUGCUGCUGCCUCAUUUGAUAGGAAUGCCAUCUAUGAACGUGGUGUCUAUAUGGGUCAAGAAUUUCGCGGAAAGGGUGCUCAUAUCCAAUUAGGCCCCGCAAUGAAUUUUAUGAGAUCCCCCGAAGGUGGCCGUGGUUGGGAAUCAGGUGGCGAAGAUCCAUUCUUGACAGGUGUUCUUACCGAACAAACUGUUUUGGGUAUCCAGAGUCAAGGCGUUAUUGCUACUGCUAAACAUUACAUCUUGAACGAGCAAGAGCUUCACAGAACGACUGGAUCAUCUGAAGCCGAUGAAAGGACUUUGCAUGAAAUAUACCUCUGGCCCUUCGCUCGUGCUAUUGAAGCAGGCGUUGGUUCUGUCAUGUGUAGCUACAACCAAAUCAAUGGGAUCUUUGCUUGUGAAAAUGACUAUCUCUUGAACACUGUCUUAAAGGGCGAACUUGGAUUCAAGGGCUUUGUGCAAUCAGAUUGGUCAGCCACUAUGUCUACUGUUGAUUCGGCAAAUCAUGGCCUUGAUAUGACUAUGCCUGGUGAUAUCACCAUGGGUUCUAGCGGCUCGUACUUUGGCAAAAACUUGACGGAUGCCGUUCGCGCCAAAAAAGUUCCAGAGUCUCGCGUGACAGAUAUGGCCACUCGUAUUGUCGCUGCUUGGUAUAAGCUUGGGCAAGACAAAGGGUUUCCUGAGACUACAUUAGAUUCCUUCCAUCUUGAUAAAGCACCCUAUGUCAAUGUUCAAUCAGAUCAUUACAAACUGGUCCGCACAAUGGGUGCAGCCUCUACUGUGCUUUUGAAAAAUAAUGGAAUCUUGCCAUUAAGCAAGUCCAUCAAGAAUGUUGCCUUUGUAGGAAGCGAUGCUGCGGUCAACCCAGAUGGCAUUAAUGCAUGUGACGAUCAUAGUUGCAACAAAGGUACUCUUGCUCAAGGCUGGGGGUCUGGUACUGCUUUCUUCCCAUAUCUCAUUGAUCCUAUCAGUGGCCUUAGAAACGCUUUGGGUGAAGAUGUCAAGUUUACAAAGUCUUUAGAUGACUGGAAUCUUGACGCUGCUGCUGCUGCUGCCAAGGUUGCUGAUGUUGCUUUUGUAUUUUCGAGUGCUGACUCAGGAGAAGAAUACAAGGUUGUGGAUGGCAAUGUUGGUGACCGUAACAAUCUCAGCUUAUGGAACAAUGGCGAUAACUUGAUCAAAGCUGUUGCUGAUGCAAACAAGAAUACUGUCGUCGUCAUUCACUCUGUGGGUCCUGUUCUAAUGCCUUGGAUUGACCAUCCCAAUAUUAAGGCUGUUGUUUGGCCUGGUCUUCCCGGACAAGAAUCUGGUAACUCUCUUGCUGAUGUUGUUACAGGCAAGGUCAAUCCUUCUGGUCGUCUCCCAUACACCAUUGCCAAGAAAGCCUCAGACUAUCCCAUCAAACCAGAUCCCGCUCAGAAUGUUGUUUACAAAGAAAAGCUUUUGAUGGGAUACAAAUGGUUUGAUGCUCAUAAUGUUACCCCUCUCUUCCCAUUCGGUCAUGGCUUGUCGUACACCAGCUUUACUUAUAGUGGCCUCACAGUCAAGGUCGAUGUAUUUGGAAAAUCUAUCAAAGUCUCUGUUACAGUAACAAUCAAGAACACGGGACAUCUUGAUGGUGCUGAAAUUCCUCAACUUUAUCUCAGUUUCCCUGAAAGCGCAAAUGAGCCGCCCAAGCUCCUUCGUGGUUUCGAAAAGGUGUUUAUUAAGGCAGACAAAGAGGAAGAGAUAAGAUUUGAAUUGACAUCAACUGAACUAAGUAUCUGGGAUACUGAUUCUAAGUCCUGGGUUGUUCCUUCUGGUAAAUUCACUGCUCAUGUUGGUGCAUCAAGCCGUGACAUCAGACAGUCUGCAGAUUUUGUUUUGUUGCCUGGAGUCCAAAAACACACAAAAGGACCAGUUCUAGACAGACUUGUUCGUUCGAUUCUAAGUUUUUUCUUGUAAAUAUCGAUGACCUGGAAAAUAGGGGCUAUUUGUGUUUUUGAUCUGUGAAAAAGAUGAAAUUUUAUUUGCUGUGUAAAUAAAACGUUUAACAAUCUGGUAAAAUUAGUCCAUUGUGAUAUCGCCUUCAUGUACAGUCUUUUCAAAAGUAAAAUCACAUUUUUGCAGUUUUUACAGUACAGUUUAUACGAAAAAGCGACAAGUC